CUCAUGAUUAUGAGCCACAACAAUUAGUGCUCAUUUUGCAAAGAAUUGUGCUCUAGAUAAACUGAGAGAGCCAAAAAAAUGUCUAGCAAAGGAAUAACUCUGAGAGUCAAUGUUCCUGGAAAAGGAGCUGCACAAUCCCCUACCAGCCAUCUCGGAAUUAGGGUCCCUGCUCAGGACUACGAGAAGUCAAGGAGACAAGCCCUAGCCAACGACACUCUGUUUGAAGAUCCCUACUUCCCUGCAGACGAAUCCUCUCUCUUCUUCAGUCAGAAACUGCCUUUCAAGCCUGAGUGGAAGAGGCCCGGGGAUAUUUGCAAGGACCCUCAGUUGUUCUAUGGUGGUGCUAACAGGUUCGAUGUGAAGCAGGGCAUGCUUGGAGACUGCUGGCUAGUGUCAGCCAUUGCCUCUAUCACUCAAGACUCUCUCCUACUCAAAAAGGUGGUCUCCAUUGAGCAAGGCUGGGGCUAUGGUUAUGCUGGCAUCUUCCAUUUCAAGUUCUGGCAUUUUGGAGAAUGGGUGGACAUUGUUGUCGACGAUCGUCUGCCUACACACAACGGGAAAUUGAUCUUUAUUCAUUCUGAAGAUGACAAUGAGUUCUGGAGUGCUCUUCUGGAGAAAGCCUAUGCCAAGCUGUAUGGAGGGUAUGAGGCCCUGAAGGGAGGCAAGACGUCUGAAGCCAUGGUGGACUUCACUGGGGGAGUGGUAGAGUCCAUUGAGCUGGCCAAGGCUGAACCUGAUCUCUUCAACAAGAUUCUUAAGAACUCACGGCGAUCCUCUCUCAUGAGUUGCUCCAUCAGGAUUAGCAGCAGAGAUGAGGUAGAAGCGAAACUUGACAGUGGGCUUAUCAAGGGCCACGCCUAUUCAGUUACUGGAGCGAACCUGCUCCCUGUGAGGGGCAAGGAAGUCAAGCUCAUCCGGAUCCGGAACCCGUGGGGGCAAAAGGAAUGGAAUGGAGAUUGGAGCGACAAGAGCUCCAUUUGGAAGAACGUGCCUGAGGAGAAGCGUCGCCAACUGGACCAGAACAAUAAGGAUGAUGGAGAGUUCUGGAUGUCUUUUGACGACUUUUGCAAGCACUUCACCGACUUUGAAGUAUGCAAUGUCACCAUUGAUGCUCUCUAUGAAGAUGAAAACACAAAGAGUUGGAACUCUCUGAUCCAAUCCGGCAGUUGGCUUGGUCCCAAGGCUGGAGGAUGUCGUAACUUUCCCACCUUCACCAACAACCCCCAGUUCCAGAUAUACCUGGACGAGGAUGACGAUGGUGACGGCAAGUGCUCUUGUCUCAUUGCCCUCAUGCAGAAGAACCGACGCAAGCAGAGGAAGAUGGGUGUGCAGGAUCUUUGCAUCGGUUUCACCAUCUAUAAGGCCCCUGAAGAGGCCACCACUUCUGUGGACAAGCAAUAUGUGGACUACCACUUGAGUACUGGGACCUCUGGCAGCUUCACUAACGCUCGUGAGGUUCAGAAUCGGUUUGAUCUGGACCCAGGUUGUUACAUAAUCAUUCCAUGUUCUUUCAAUCCGGGUGAGGAGGGAGACUUUCUCCUCAGGAUCUUCACUGAGAAAUCAUCUGAGAAAAAGCCCAAGGACGCACACGGUGUGGUGGUUCAAGACGGUGUACGUAAUGGAAAGGUGAUGAGCAUGUUUUCUAAGCUAGCUGGAUCUGAUGGAGCGAUAGACUCAGAGGAGCUGCAGGACAUGCUCACAGCCUACUUUUCUAAGGCCAUGUCCAGUGGGUCUGCUUUCUCUCUGGAUGCUUGCAGAUCCAUGAUCGCUAUGCUCGAUGAGGAUGGCAACGGCACUCUUAACUAUGCGGAGUUUGAGAAUCUGUUAGUCAUCAUUGCUAACUGGAAGAAAAUGUUCUUCAAAUUUGAUAAGAAUCGCUCUGGUACCCUGGAGAGACAAGAGGUGUACAGUGCCGUCAUGAGCCUUGGCUAUGAGAUCUCCCGUAAUACCAUGUUGGUGCUAUUCAACAGGUUUGCCAGGAAGAGGAAGCACAUGCACUUAGACGACUUUGCCUCCUGUCUCUCACGAGUCAAAAUCAUGGAUGAUACCUUCAAGAAGAGGAGCAAUGGUGGACGGGUCACUAUGAAUAAGGAUGAGUUCUUUAACGUCACCUUGGGUAUCUGAUGGCCAGUGGAUGGAUCGUAUAUUGUACUGCAGAAGAAAAUUGAUCAAUUCAAUAGUAGUUAUACGUAGGUAUAAUUUCCCUCAGAUUUUACUGUCUAUAUCAGAUUUCCACACCUAGAUCUAGUACGAACAAUGUGUAGUAUAUAAUUAUAGCAAUUUAUUUUAAGUCACACAGGCAUAUAGUUGCAUGCAUGCAUGGACAAUUAUAAUUGGAUACAUAUAAAACUAUACACAACUUGGUCAGGUAUUUGUAUACACUUAAUUACACAGAAGCACAAGUACAAAGCAAGAUGCAAUAUGCAUGGCUAUGUUUGGGGCUGCCUUGCAAGUGGU
Messenger RNA from Halichondria panicea, 2457 nucleotides. RefSeq names its product calpain-9-like. Bases 79 to 2124 code for a protein of 681 amino acids. Gene Ontology annotation, molecular function: calcium ion binding; calcium-dependent cysteine-type endopeptidase activity. The transcript has 16 exons. Gene Ontology annotation, biological process: proteolysis. Gene Ontology annotation, cellular component: cytoplasm. NCBI's taxonomy places the organism in Eukaryota, Metazoa, Porifera, Demospongiae, Suberitida, Halichondriidae. The record is from RefSeq and is a predicted model, not a curated record.